Ctenocephalides felis (cat flea) is the source of this 1400-nucleotide messenger RNA. RefSeq names its product sin3 histone deacetylase corepressor complex component SDS3-like. Gene Ontology annotation, molecular function: histone deacetylase binding. The coding region runs from base 106 to 1320 and encodes 404 amino acids. Gene Ontology annotation, biological process: negative regulation of transcription by RNA polymerase II. The record is from RefSeq and is a predicted model, not a curated record. Gene Ontology annotation, cellular component: Sin3-type complex. Lineage: Eukaryota; Metazoa; Arthropoda; Insecta; Siphonaptera; Pulicidae. The transcript is spliced from 8 exons.
AAGUUUUCAUUCUUGCAAUUAAAUUGUAGAAAGCCGAAAUAUUUUACAUUAUAUUAAAAAUAUUGUAUAUUUAAAACAAAUGUUGAAUAAAAAUUAAAACUAUUUAUGGCCAUGGCUUAUUCAACAUCAUAUCAAGAAGAUUUUGAUAUGAAAGAAGAGCCGUUUUACGACGAACAAGAGAUUGAUGAGAAUGAUUAUGGUUCACGAAAUCAAAUUGACGGCAGCGAUGAAGACACUGAAGAGGCUAGUGAGACCGAUAUGGGUAGAAACGACGAACCGAUGGAAAUUAAAGAACAAAUGUACCAGGAUAAACUAGCAAGUUUGAAGAAACAGUUGGCUCAAUUAAAAGACGGAUCUCAUCCAGAACUUAAUAGACGAUUUAGAAGACUGGAGCACCAAUAUAAAGAACGAUUAAGACUGAAUGAUGUCCAUAGGGACUAUAUGGUUGAAUGCGUUGAGCGUGAUUACUUAUUGGAGCGUGAUGCUGCUACCAAAGAAUUCAAGGAGAAGAAGGAAGACUUAAAAGAAACCUUAAUAAAUGAUUUUGAAGAAAAACGUAGACAAAUAGAACAAGAUAGACAUUCCAUGGAGUUAACUGGAGAUUCCACUGAAGUUAAACCUGUAAUGACACGUAAGCUACGCCGCAGGCCAAAUGACCCCACCCCAGUGCUAUUGGAGAAGAGACGGAAGCCUCCAACAGCCCAAUUAGUGUUGUUAUUAGACGACAAAGAGAUUGAGAUGGACCUCAAACUCAUAGCCAGAGGAAAACCAUUGCAGAAUUUGAGUAAUGGGAAUAAUAACAACAACAGCAGAGAUAGAGAUCGGGAGAGUUCUCAAAGAAGGACACAAUCAGGGUCUGGUCUGAGCAACAGAAGUCUAUCACCAGCCAACUCUAACGAAAACAUUAAUCAACAAACAUCUCCUCCAACUGCCCAAAACAGAAAUUUACCUCAGAGCAGAUACGAGAGCCAAUCCAGGCUGGACAGUGGAAGAUCUUCUCUACCAAAUAGAGAUCAGCAACAUCAUCAUCAACAACAACAGCAGCAGCAACAACAACAAAUGCCCAGGGAUGAUGGUAACAGUCGAUUGGUUGACACCAGGGUUGAGGAUGGGAAAUUGUUGUACGAAAGGAGGUGGUACCACAGAGGUCAACCGAUAUAUGUGGAAGGCAGUGAGUUCGAAAAGCAAAGAUUGGCUGUUAAUAUCAGUGCGAUAAAUGCUGAUGCUAUUUGGGUGAAAAAACAAGAUGGCAGCAAGUUGAGAAUUUGCACAUCCCAGUUGAGCAGAGGAAAAGUGUCGAUAAAACGGCGGGCUUCGUAAAAAUAUUUUUUUAUAUUAAAUUCGAUUAGUUUUAGUUUAGUUGUAACAUUUUAAGUUCAAACUUGACGUUUUUAACAAAA